This is a messenger RNA of Microthlaspi erraticum, 1053 nucleotides long. The record is from the annotation of a GenBank genome assembly. Lineage: Eukaryota; Viridiplantae; Streptophyta; Magnoliopsida; Brassicales; Brassicaceae.
AUGCUCUCCAAUCUUCCACGGGAUUUAGAAGAGGAUAUACUCUCUAGGGUUCCAUUGAUAUCUUUGAGGCGAUUACAAUCUACUUGCAAACGGUGGUACCAUCACGCUUUAUUCAGAGACCAAAGAUUCAUCAAAACGCUCUUUGAUAAAACAGUAAGGCAGUAUCAGGCUUUCACGCUGAUGGAUUUUAGGGUUUAUUCAGUGAGCUUUGAUACCAACAAAGGACCUUCAUUGGUGUUAACAGAUAAACUACGCGUAAUCGAUCCCCUCAGUAAUUCAGAGGUCGAUAUAUCUCAAGCUUUUCACUGCGAUGGCAUCUUGUUAUGCACCACCACGGACAACAGAUUUGUGGCUUUGAACCCGUUUUCGAGACAAACCAGAUGGAUCGAACCGAGAAAUCAUCACAUGAGAAGUGAGAUCUAUGCUCUUGGUUACGAUAACAAGGAAUUGUGCCACAGCUACAAAAUCUUGAGGUUUAUGGGUCCACACUACCAAACAGUGGAAAUCUAUGAGGUUAGGUCUAAUUUAUGGAGGAAUCUUGAUGCCUCUCCCGGUGGGGACUUAGAAUCUCUUGGUGUGUCUUUGAGAGGAAAUACUUAUUGGAUCUCCAAAAGAAGACGAGUCAAGGGUUACUUGCUACUCGAGUUUGAUUUUUCAACCGAGAUAUUUCAGAAGAUGUGUAUUCCCGUUCAGAAAACAGAGUUUAAUGAUGCUAUGGUUCUCUCAGCUGUUAGAGAAGAACGUCUUUAUCUGUUAUAUCAAUGUGCAAAGACACGAAAGAUGGAAAUAUGGGUGACCAAUGAGAUUGAUGAGACCACAGUUGCUUCGUGGAGUAAGUUCUUAACGGUGGAUUUCAAAUCUGGUAUACAUAUGUUGUUCAGCCGCGCGAGUUUCUUAGUUGAGGAGGAGAAGAAGAUUGCUGUUUGCUGUUAUCAAGAAAGGAUCAGCGGCCUAUUCAUUGUUGGACAAGACAAAUACGAAAAAUUUGUGUUUAGUUGUCGAGUCAUAAAAUGUAUGCCAAUUGUGUUUGGUUAUGUUCCAAGAUUGGUUUAA